GUAAGGCACGUUAUAUUGGGAAUAAUGGCGCAAGAAAACUUAUCAAGAUCGGAUGCCGGAAAACAAACUGAAACUUUUAUACAACUACGAUGCGUGGCAGGAUGGGCAGAUGAAAUACGCAUGCCACUGAUAUUUCUCGUAACAACCAACAUUUUUCUGUCCAUUACUACAUUUGUCGGUAAUACUCUGAUCCUGGUCGCCCUUCAUAAGGAUUCUUCCCUACAUUCGCCAUCCAAACUUAUGUAUCGUUGUCUGGCAACAACUGAUGUCUGUGUUGGUCUGAUUGCUGAGCCUUCCGCCAUUAUGUAUUGGCUGUCCUUGCUCCACGAAGAUUGGAAUCUUUGUCGCUAUGCGGUAGUUACCUAUUUUGUGGCAGGUUACAUUCUAACAGCAGUCUCUCUCUUGACAAUGACUGCAAUAAGUGUGGACAGACUUCUCGUCCUGUUGUUGGGAAUGGGAUACAGACAAGUUGUGAAUUCGAAGCGAAUAUAUUUGAUUCUCAUCACGUUCUGGAUUGUUUCGAUUCUGCAUGGGGCAUCUUACAUUGUGGAUCACCGUAUAGCUAAUUGGACUGGUCAUAUCGUUACACCAUUGUGUCUAGUAACAGCGACGGUCUCGUACACAACAAUUUUUUACCGUCUCCACCACAGCCUAAAUCAAGUACAAGUGCAUGUCCCACAACAGCCAAGCCAACCAGUUCCACUGAACACAGUGCGAUACAGAAAGGCACUGCACAGUGCUCUGUUGGUGCAGUUGUCAUUCGCUGUUUGCUAUCUUCCAUACGGUGUAGCCGUAACACUUCCACCGAAGGGUAGACUAUCUACUUCUGAAUUUCUAGUCGUAGGUGGCGUUGUGACCUUAAUCUUUUUAAACUCUUCGUUGAACCCGUUUCUCUAUUGUUGGAAGAUUAGUGAAGUAAGGCAGGUAGUAAAGGAGAUAAUCAGACAAGCACUUUCCUGUCCAUAGAGUUGCCUUUAGUCUUAGAGCAAG
Molecule: messenger RNA, 990 nt
Organism: Pocillopora damicornis (cauliflower coral)
Lineage: Eukaryota; Metazoa; Cnidaria; Anthozoa; Scleractinia; Pocilloporidae
Product: melanocyte-stimulating hormone receptor-like
Source: RefSeq, a predicted model, not a curated record